Molecule: messenger RNA, 662 nt
Organism: Coffea eugenioides
Lineage: Eukaryota; Viridiplantae; Streptophyta; Magnoliopsida; Gentianales; Rubiaceae
Exons: 7
Source: RefSeq, a predicted model, not a curated record
UCUUCAGUCUUGAAGCUACAUCUCAAAACCCUAAUAAAAAAUUCAGAAACUUUGCUUCCAAAUUUGAAUCCAUCCCACAUUUUCUCCUCCCAAAUCUACCAUGGCUACCUCCGAUUCCAAUCCUUCUGCCGCCACAGCUCCCACCCCUCUCCUGCCGUCCCUCUCUCCGCGAAGAAAGAAAAUGUACCCGUUACUCCUAAGCUUGCGGAAUUGAAUGAAUCAAGGCAAGAGCUGCUCAAUAGAAUUCAGAAUUUGAAACAGGAUCUACAAAGUUGGAGGUCUAAGUUGGACACUCAGGUUAAGGUCUACCGUGAUGAGCUUUUAGAACUCAAGAAAUCCCUCAAUGUUGAAGUAGAUCAGCUUCGAUCAGAAUUUCAAGGUUUGAGGACUACUCUGCGGCAGCAACAGGAGGAUGUUACUGCCAGCUUAAAAAACCUUGGGCUUCAGGAUGUUCCUGUGGAAAAUAAAGAGACUGUUGCUCCUAAGAUUGAAGUCAAGGAUGAAAAAGAUCAGGAUUUACCCAAGGAGGAAAAUAAGGAAGAGGUUAAUAGCUAGAUUAUGUUCGGCAUCAUCAUGUCUGUUUCUGAGCUUAUUAGCUCAGACGUGUGAACGCUUGAGUGGCAACUAGUUAUAUUGUCAGGAAGGGUUUCCAGUCAGUUUGU